Drosophila serrata is the source of this 3932-nucleotide messenger RNA. RefSeq lists its product as uncharacterized. The record is from RefSeq and is a predicted model, not a curated record. NCBI's taxonomy places the organism in Eukaryota, Metazoa, Arthropoda, Insecta, Diptera, Drosophilidae.
ACUCCAACAAACAGAGCAUUUUGUACAACAACAGGCUAUAAAGACUCAUUUGAAUUGAAAUAAAUAAAACAAAAAGAACAGCAAGCACGUACACAAUGUGACAAUAAAACAGGCAGCGCAGCAGUAGCAUCUAAAAAGCCAAAAAGGAAUUUAAUUGCACGCACUAGAGACAGGACGAGAAACGAGAGCCGAGCAUCUGCGGUGUUAGCCAUAAAUGAAACCCAAAUAGCCAGGAACACAAAGCAGGAGAAACCACAACACAGUGAUAAAGCCAGAAAGAAACGCACAAGAAACCCACAGAGAGAGAGAGAGAGUAUUCAACAACAUCAACAACACCCUUGUCUUGCCGAAUGUCCUUGCACCUUUAAGCUCUCCGUGUCAGUGUCCUCCCCCAGUGUUUACAUAUAUGCGUGUGUCCAUCAUCACCACCUACUUCCCCCUCAUCCGAACCACGAUCGGUGUGCGUGUAUAUGUGUAUAGCAGCACCAUCUAGAGCACCAAAAGUUAAGAAAUCAAGCAAAAGAUCCAAGCACCCACAGAAUCAAAUCACAAUAAACUAAAGAAACCACCAAUUAAGCAACAACAAAUAAACGCGUGAAGCCACCAGAACAACCAAACCAAAACCAGCCACCAAAAAAAAAAGUGCAUCCAGCCAGCUGAACCGAUCGCACUCUCUGUGAAGUCUCCCUGAGGGCUGACAGGUCAGAGUGAAUCACCCUAGAACCAACCUUAGCUUAGCCUAGUCUAGCUUAGUCUAGUCUAGCCUCCUUGGUAGCUCCCGCUAGCUCCGAUCCCCGAUUGAUCCACCACCACCUAACCACAUACCAGCACCACAAUUGCACAUUACUACCAUAGAUACCCCCGGCAGUACUACUACCGCAUGGAGCGCGGCACCAGCGGUGGUCAGCAGCAGCAGCAUCAGUCGUCGUCGCACCACCACCAGCAGCAGCAAUCGCACCACCACCAGCAGCAGCAGCAGCAGCAACAGCAGUCGCAUCAUCAUCAGCAGCAACAGCAGUCGCGACACCAUCAGCAUGUGGUGGCUGUGCAUAGCUUUGAUCCAUAUCUGACCGCCGGCGGGGCGGAUGAGGAGCAUACAUCGGGCACCUCGUCCUUUGACAAUCCCGCCACUAAAAAGAAACCACCCAAGCUGAAGCCCAUCCAUCGAUCCCUGUCCAUGGCCAUCGAUAAUUAUGCACCGACGUCGUCUUUGGGUGAACUCGAUUAUGACAUGGAAAUGGGCAUGGAGAUGGGCAUGGACAUGGAUUUGGACACCGAACUGGAUAUGGAUGGCGAGGGGAUUGUCAUCAGUGAGAAGCCGCUGAUCCACCGCUCGGCCUCGCCCCUGCCCCAUUCCCGAUCCGGAGCCCUACCCCCGCAGACCCUAGCAAUCCCAGCACAUCAGCAACAGCAACAGUCCUCCCAUCCUAGCCUGCAGCGUGGCGGCAGUGGUAGUGUGUCGCCAGCGCUAUCAGCCCGACAGCAACACCAUCAUUUACUCCAACAACAACAACAACACCAACAACAACUUCAACAACAACAACACCAACAGCCACACCAACAACAACAACAACAACAAGCGCAACAACAGUUGCAUUUGCACACUUUUCAGCAACUGGCCGCACAGGCCGCUGCUGCACGGCAUCCGCACCAGCAGCAUACACUAUCGCACCGCCAACAACAACAACAACAACAACUACAACAACAUCCGCAUCAGCUUCAACAUCCGCAACAACAUUCGCAACAUCCGCAUGCGCACCCGAAGAGCUCACCAACCUCACACGCAGUUAGCCCGGUGCUGGGCCAGCAGCAUCGCCAGCAGCCGGACAUAUAUCUGGUCAGCAGCAGCACAAGCCUGGGCGAUGGUGUCGGUGUGGCCAGUCUGGGAUUGGGCAUGGGGAUGGGGAUGGGGAUGGGCAUGGGCAUGGGUCGAUCGUUGGGCGGGAGCACAUCGCCCAUUCAAUUCAUCGAUGUGGACGAUGUUGUGCCCGGCCAAACGGUUGCCUCGCAGCGGCCCAUGCACACGCAUCCGCUGAAGAAGAACCUGUUCCGGCGCUCCGACACCAUUGACGUCCAUCCGUCUACCAAUUUUCAGAUGAAGAAAACGCAUUCCUUCCACGCGCAACAGGAUCCCGCCGCCCUGGACCAAAUACAGCUGGCCGUGGCCGCCGGCUCGGGUGCAUCGAGUCGUCGCACAAGCUCGGUGCGUGGCAAUUUCCUAAUGCCGGGUCCCCCGGCGGGUGCCAAGGAGAUCUCACGUUCACCCUCGCCCAGCCGUCGAGGCUGUCGUUCGCAUCGAUCCUUUAACGAUCCGGGCCGGAGGCCAAGUGUCAAGCCCGAUUCGGUGGUGGAGUCGCAGAUAAGACAUCCCUCGCUGAACGAUGAUCUGAUGGAGCCGAUGAAUGGAAGGAAUCUCUUUGGGGCGCCCACCAAUCUGUCGCUGGAGAAUGAGCUAUUCGUGGACACCCGUUCGCGGAGCAAUAGUCACACCAAAAUGGAGGAGCUCGGCCUGGCGGAGAUCACUGCCGCCGCUGUGGCAGUGCAGCGUCUGCGCAAGCACUCCGGAGCGGGUUCCUUUGAGGAUGCGGCCGCCGGACAUAGUGCCACCCACCCGCCUUCGGCAGCGAAUAGCGUGAAGCAGAAGCGGGAUUCGCAUCAUCCCCAUACCCGCCAGCAAAGUACCCACAGCCUGGAGCUGGACGGACGUCCCUCCACCUCGGCGGCAGCAGCAGCAGCAGCAGCGGCGGCAGCUGCAGCCGGCGGGGGACAUGGAGGAGGACUGCAGCUUCAUAGCGCAGCGGCGGCGGCCAGUGCGGCGUACCACUUCAAGCGGGGCGCCCAGCAUGGCAGAUCGCUGUACCUGUCGCCCAGCAACCUGGAGGAGAUGGCCGUCCAUCGGCCAGGUGUUCUGGCCGCAGCAGCCGCCUUCCAGGGCACCAAUGCCAGUGCCAGCGUGAAACAGGCCAAGGCCCUGCACAGCGCCAGUGUGCGGCUGCGCAGCUACCGGGAGACCCUCAGUGCCUCCAAGAAGUCCAAGAGCUUCAUCGGAGAUGCCAGCGCUGGCAGCGGUCCGCAGGCGGGCGACGACUUCGAGCUGAGCUCACCCCACCGACGCAACAGUCGCCCGCUGUCCACGGCCGUGCCGGGUUCCAGCAUCGAGGAGAUUAAGCGGAGUCCCAGGCCCAUCUCUGCAUCGGCGGCAGCUGCGGCCUUCAUCGAGGAGAAGCGUCCCAGCUUCGAGAGGAAGACCUCUCUGACCUAUGACCAUGAACUGAGCGAUGCCGCCUUUGCCGCCCAGGUGCUGAGACCCUUCCAUCAUAAACUGGCUGCCGGAAGGAAGGGCUCGGUGACGGGGGGCUCACACAAGCUGAAGAAGAAGUCGCUCAGCGAUGAGACGGACGAGGACGAGGCGGCGGACCGCAAGCGCAAGCGCAUCGUGUGCAUUGUCCUGUCCACGGUGCUGUUGUGCCUGGUGUGCGCCAGCGUGUUCGUGCUGACCAUCACGCUGACCUCCAGCUCCGGCCAGGCCGGCAAGAAGGCGCACUCGUUCAGCAGGGACACCCCCGUCCACUGGACGGGCAUGCGACCAUCAUGAACUCGAACGCACAGGCUUCGCUCUGGCCAAUACACCAUCGACCUGCCGACUCUGCUGGACACGAUAUCGUUAAGGUUUACGUUUACGUUUUCGCUUCCGCUUCCGCUUUUGCCACAGCUUCCACAUCGUCUUCGACUACAUGCUUUCGUUCCGCUCCACAUUGUGCUUCCCCUGCGUCUGCCGGUUCUCUCUGGUUCUGGUUCUGGUACUGGAUCCCACAUCUGAUGUCCUGCCACCAAGGAGGAAAAGGAGCAGCUACCAACGAGGAGUCUUGCGACAGGAGAACGAGCGGAACUUCCGCGAGAAUCUGGAGCGCACCUGGAUGAUGAAGAAUCGC